UGCAAUUCCAACGGCUGCCUUGAUCUUCUCCCUCCUCAGCAUCUUCAUUUUUCUGCCUACAGGUCGCUACUGACCCUUCUUCUAUCUCUCAAUCGUGGCACACGGUAGCCCGUGCCCCUUAAUAGCUCCCUUUGUCCUCCUUUACUCCGACUGUCAUCAAUAGCUCCCUCCCUCCUUACUUCGACAGGGGCGUCAAGAUGGCGACAGGAAGCCACAUGCAUAAUCUCACCACCCUUAUCAAGCGGUUGGAAGCCGCGACCUCCCGCUUGGAGGAUAUGGCUAUGUCACUGGAUGACCCCAACUCGCCCAAGACCAUAGCCCCCCCUGCUGUGCCUGAAGCUGCUACUCCUGAGCCUCCCAAGUCAGCUCCCGCUGCGGCACCCGCGCCGCCUCCCAUCCCGCCGCAAAUCCAGGACUUUGACACCCUGAUUAACGAGGAUGUCCGAAACUUUGUGGAACUGGGCCAGAAGAUCAAUGGCUUGGUCGGAGAACAGUCCAAGGUAGUCCUUCAAGCCUUCGAAGCCGAGCGCACCUACCUCCUUGUGUCCACGAAAGCUAGAAAGCCCGAGCAGCAGCCCCCGGAGCUCAUGACGGGCCUCCACAAUGCUUCGGACAGCAUCAACAACAUUCGCGAGUCGAACAGAGCUUCUCCUCUCUUCAACCACUUCAGCGCAGUCGCGGAGGGUAUUGUUGCCCUGGGCUGGUUUUUCGCAGACAAGCCCGCCGAUUUUGUCACUGAAAUGGCUGGAGGUGUCGAAUACUACGGAAACAAGGUCCUGAAGGAAUACAAGGAGAAGGACCGUACCCACGUCCAGUACAUCCAGGCCUACUACCAGAUCUACAAGUCCCUCGCCGCAUACCUGAAGAAGCACUACCCUAAGGGCCUGACCUGGAACGACAAGGAUGGAAUCGACGCUCAAGAAGCUCUUAGACAGGUCAAGGCCGGUAGCUCUGGCCCUGCCGCCGGCGGUGCUGCUCCUCCUCCCCCGCCACCCCCUCCAGUUCCGACUCUGAACGUUCCUGGCGGUGUUCCUCCCCCUCCUCCCCCGCCGCCCGGCGUUCCUCCUCCGCCAGCAGCAGCCCCAGCUGCACCAGAUAUGUCAGCUGUCUUCGACCAGCUGAACCAAGGUGAAGCCGUCACCGCUGGUCUUCGGAAGGUCGACAAAUCCCAGAUGACGCACAAGAACCCCAACCUUCGCGCCAGCUCCAUGGUUCCCGAUAGCCCAACCUCCGGAGGCAGCGCCGUUCGGGGCAAGUCGCCCGCGCCGAGCAAGAAACCCAAGCCGGAGAGCAUGCGCGCUCGCAAGCCGCCGCGCAAGGAUCUGGAGGGCAGCAAAUGGUUCAUCGAGAACUUCGACAACCCCGGCGAGAUCGUUGAGAUCAACGCGCAGCAGAACCACUCUAUCCUCAUCUCGCGCUGCAACAAGACGAUCUUCAAGAUCAACAACAAGGCCAACGCCAUCUCCAUCGACAACUGCACCGGCCUCUCCCUCAUCGUCGACUCGCUCGUCAGCAGCCUUGACGUCAUCAAGUCCCCCAAGUUCGCCCUCCAAAUAGACGGUGUCGUCCCCACCCUCCUCCUGGACCAGGUCGAUGGCGCUACCGUCUACCUGGGCCAGCAGAGCCUGGCCACCGAGGUCUUCUCCAGCAAGUGCACUGCAGUCAACAUCAUGCUGCCCCCUAAGGAGGGAACCGACGAGGAUACCAAGGAGUGCCCCAUUCCCGAGCAGAUCAAGACAUACGUGAAGAACGGCGUUCUGGUCAACGAGAUCGUUGAGCACGCUGGUUAGAUUUGCCUAGUGGAUAAAGACUGCAUAUACAUGUAGAAUCUUGGAUAUUACUUACCCCCCCAUCUCCGACAACAACAACAACAACAGCAACAACCACAACCUAUUACUCCCUUACCACCCAAAAUGGAGGCGAUAAUAUGCGGCAGUUGGAAACCAACUUCUUGGAACUUCAGUGCUGUGUUUUAUUCUACUCAAUCUCUGUAGAUAAAAUCUAUAUUUUUCCGUUC
Messenger RNA from Aspergillus piperis CBS 112811, 2017 nucleotides. RefSeq names its product adenylate cyclase-binding protein (gene capA). Gene Ontology annotation, biological process: regulation of adenylate cyclase activity; cytoskeleton organization. The record is from RefSeq and is a predicted model, not a curated record. The coding region runs from base 198 to 1790 and encodes 530 amino acids. The transcript has 4 exons. Gene Ontology annotation, molecular function: adenylate cyclase binding; actin binding. NCBI's taxonomy places the organism in Eukaryota, Fungi, Ascomycota, Eurotiomycetes, Eurotiales, Aspergillaceae. Gene Ontology annotation, cellular component: cytoplasm.